UAGCCCGCCGACAGCCGCUCGGGAUGUCAAUGCACUCAUCAUCUGGAACAGGUAGCUACACCGUCCUGUCACUCCUCGAACUUUCUGAGACUCUGCCAAUGAAACUGGAGGUUUUCUGCGGGGGUCACUACGACUCCAAGCCCGCGGAGCUCUGCAGCGACGCUGAGGGCAGCAUCCCGUCACCGGUGUCCGCUGAGGAGGAGCUGGGCUCGGAUGGAGACUGCGUGGCGCACAGUCCGGCACCUGUCGCCGACACCAAAGGGAAACCCUACACACGGAGACCCAAACCUCCAUACUCUUACAUCGCACUUAUCGCCAUGGCCAUCCGAGACUCCAACUCCGGCCGACUCACGCUAGCCGAAAUCAACGACUACCUCAUGAAGAAGUUCCCGUUUUUUAGAGGCAGCUACACCGGCUGGAGGAACUCAGUGCGCCAUAAUUUGUCACUAAACGACUGCUUUCUUAAGGUCUUACGGGAUCCUUCGAGACCGUGGGGAAAGGACAAUUACUGGAUGCUGAACCCGCACAGCGAGUACACCUUCGCGGACGGAGUGUUUCGCAGAAGGAGAAAGCGCAUUAGUAAAAAAACCGGCAGGGAGCCAGAGGGGCCGGUGCAAACCCAUGCAUUGGACAGCAAUGACUCUAUCGCUACGCCUCCUUCGAGCGGAAAGUUCACCAGUUCUUUCGCCAUUGAGAGCAUCCUCAGUCGACCCUUCAGGAGGGAGGACCGCCCCGUGCACAGCCCUGACACCUGGCCGGGGGGAGUGGACACUGUGCUGCCGUAUGUCAUGCUUCGAUCUUAUGGUGCCCCGGAGGAUCCUUCCAUCAGCCGCCGACAGCGCGACUUUUUCGCAUUCCAGCUGCCGCCUGAGUGCCUCUCAAUCCCGCAUACGAGCGCGGCGGUGCCCGUGCCAACAACCGCGGGAUAUCACCCGUUCAAAAUUGACUAUUUGUUGUCGUAACAUUGUGUGAUGGGUACUUUGUGAUGGGAACUUCUGCACUUUCUACAGCACUCGUGACUUGACAGAGACAUUGUGCAAGAUACAUUUCAUUCGACUGCAUAUUUUUAUUAUUAAUCGUUCUGAAAGCUUAAUAUGCGACAUGAAAACAAGUGAACACAAAGGUGCCUCAAACGAUAAAUGAUGAUGCCUUCAUAUCAGAUUUACUACUCAAGAUGAACUAGAUGAGAGACGAGCUCUGUUUGAGUUGGCGUAAUGUGAGGCUUCUGCAUCAAACUUGUAAACUGGAAUUGUUGUAAACAAUUAUUUUUCUGACAAAAUGCACGCGCAUUUUAUAUUGAACAAUAAAACUUGUUUUUAAAAUGAAA
This is a messenger RNA of Danio aesculapii, 1327 nucleotides long. It is a transcript of the gene foxq1a, whose product is annotated as forkhead box Q1a. The record is from RefSeq and is a predicted model, not a curated record. NCBI's taxonomy places the organism in Eukaryota, Metazoa, Chordata, Actinopteri, Cypriniformes, Danionidae. Bases 24 to 962 code for a protein of 312 amino acids. Gene Ontology annotation, biological process: cell differentiation; anatomical structure morphogenesis; regulation of transcription by RNA polymerase II. The transcript is spliced from 2 exons. Gene Ontology annotation, molecular function: RNA polymerase II cis-regulatory region sequence-specific DNA binding; DNA-binding transcription factor activity, RNA polymerase II-specific.